Molecule: messenger RNA, 4005 nt
Organism: Pocillopora verrucosa
Lineage: Eukaryota; Metazoa; Cnidaria; Anthozoa; Scleractinia; Pocilloporidae
Product: myosin heavy chain, cardiac muscle isoform
Source: RefSeq, a predicted model, not a curated record
AUGCAUUCAAACAGGAAUGAAAACAAGGUCAGUAUGAAAUCAAACAUUCCUGUUCUGCAGAGCAGUGGGCGAAUCCUGAUGCACUCGUUAUCAGCCAAUGUAAGUAGUGAGCAUGGCAAAGAACAAUCGUCAGGGUAUGGAGUAACAGAAGUUGAAAUAUACAGCAGUAAAGAAGCUUCAAACAACCAUGAAUACGUCUCUGGGGGACGCCAGAUAACCUAUUCCGCAUCGGAAACAACAAACAGCCAUGUUGAAAGGAAAAUGGACUCUUGUGGAGUCAUUGAUGAUAACGAGCAGAAACCAAAGAGCUUUACAGGGGACGGUCACCCUUUAGGAAGACAGAAAAUGAUUUACUCGUCAUCUGGAGUUAUAACAAGUAGCCAGGCAGCAGGAAGAUUUUACCGACAAGAUGGUAACGAAAGUGGUAUGCGAACCAGCAAGGACAGUGGCUUUGGGGAAAGUGACAGUGUAAGUCAACUAAGCGGCGAGAUCGAUGGUUCAGUAACAGAGGAGUUUCGGAUCGAACUGAACGAGAGUGAGGAAGAGGCCUUGAAAGAAGAGCUGCUGCAUAUAUUUGAAAGAGAAAGAACUACGUUGGAAGUGUAUUUCAAGAAGAGGAUGGAAGAAACUCUGCGUGGAUUCAGGAGCAGACAACUAGAGUGGGACGAGGCGACACGAGCAGAGAGAGCAGAGCUUGAGAAGAACGUGUCUAUGGAGAAGAUGGAAAUGCAGAGGAACUUCGCUGAAGAGAUUGACAAACUGACUCAGUCAUUUCGUGAAGAGAGACAACAGCUUGACCAGUAUUAUAAGGAGAAGUUAGAAGAACUUCGGGAAAAAUUAGGAACCGAGCAAGGAAGAAUGGAGGAAAACUUUGCAAGAGAAAAAAUUGAGCUCAAGGAAAAAUUGGAGGCUGAAUAUCAAGUCAUGUUAGAGAGGGAAAUUUCACGCGUGGAAGAAGAAGCGAUACGUGAAAAAUCAGAAACGGAACAGCGCAUAAAUAAUGAGAAACUCGAAAUGGAGAGUAGCUUCAAUCUACGCCUCUCUGAGUUCGAAAGUAACUUGAAGAGAUCCAGCGCUGAAUUUGAAGCUAGCAUGACACAAGAAAAAAUUCGAAUGGAAAAAGAAUUCCAAGAAAAGAGUAGGGCGUUUGAGGACAGUUUGCAGGAAGAGAAGCUGUUGAGACUUGAUGUAGAAAAAGAAUUAGAGCGAGAGAGAGAGAAAUCUGUCAACGGUGAAUCGAUGAAUAGAAAAGAAAACGAACGCCUUCGGAAAGAAAUCGAGGUACUACGCCUUGAAAUUGAGGAGAAAAACAGAGUGUACGAAGAAAUAACGUUUUUUCAGGAAACAUUGACUUCAAAAGGACGUGAAGGACUCAGUGGCAAACUGAAGGAUGACUUUGAAAAACUGUUAGCAGAUCACAAAACGGAACUAGAUAAGACAUUCCACACCGAAAAAGAGGCGCUUGAUCAAAAAGUACAAUCUGAGAGACGACAGAUACAGGAAGAGCUUGAUCGAGAAAAAGAGAAAAUUAAGGUGGAGAAGGAUGAAAUUGUCAAAACAAGAGAAAGACUAAGGGUCGAGGGAAAAGGCCAAGUAGACAAUUCGCAAAGGCAACCAAGUGAUGGUGAGUGGACGAGAUCAUCUCUGGGGCACCUACAGAACGUGCGUGUCGGUGAAACAGAAAGUAAAGGAGUGUUUCAACAUCAAAGGGGAAACCGUCAGGCUGAACUCGGAAGUGGAACUGUUGGAUUGUCAGCGAAUCGUGGAGAAGUCUCUGAUGGUGUCAGAGAUGUGACGAGUCUUACUAACUGGAAAUCGUAUCAGCAUUCACAACAAGAACGGUCACAGACAGAAAUCACGUGGACAGGAGCAUAUGAUGCCGACUCCUGUGGUGUUCAAGGUGGCUUCACUGGUAGUCAACAAAAGCACGAUUUUGCCAGUGAUAAAGCAGGUCCUUCCUACUGGCAAUCGUAUCAGCAACUACAACACCCUCAGCAAGACAGUGUAGGGACCGGAACGUUAGCUGGCAACUCCCAUGUCGAUCAACCUGCUGUCACUGGUAUCCAUGGACAGCAUGUAGGUACGGAUUAUAAUUCUAAGAAUGACUCGACUUUGCAGUCACAAUUUCACACCAGCCUCGUGUAUCAUGAAAAACGAGCUUUGCCAAGCAACGGUCAAGUUGGACUCUUGGACUCUGAAUCUAGAUCAAUGGAGGAGCCCCAGGCCAGGAGCAUGUCAUUUCAUCACACACCGACAGACAACGAAUCGGCGUUACGAUUUGAGAUUGAUGCAUUGAAAAGUGAAAAUAAAGGUUUAAAAGCCAAGAUUGUAGCGCUGGAGGAAAACAUCGACCUUCAUAAACAGUACAAAGAGGAAGCCAAGGCUGAAAUGGAAAGACUCCUGAAAGCAAACCAGGACAAAGACCUAAGGCUCAAGACCCGAACCAAGCAGGUUGAGGAGACUAGUAAAAUGAAAGCCGAAAAAGAGGAUGAUAGAAAACGACUUCACAAUGACCAGACAAGCUUCCACACUCAUGAGGAUAGGGCCAGAAGGUUCGAAAACACCGAUCGGCACUUGGAAGAGAAACUACGGGGGCUGGAGGCUCGAGCAGCCAAAGCUGAAAAGACCUCAAUAGACUACGACACCAAGACUCAGCUCACUGCAGAGCGAAGAAGAGAACAGAGAAGACAAGAUUCCAAUAGACAUAAAGAUGACAUUCAAGGCCAACGGAGUGUACUGAGCCCGAGACAAAAGGGUAAAUCGCAGCAUGAAUUAGAGGUAAGAUAUGACACCCAGGAUUCUUCAUACAAGGCAAAAUAUGAAGCAGCAUUACGAGAAAAGAACAGACUUCUUCAGGUCAUCAGGGAACUGGAACUGAAAAUCAAAACUUUGGAGCAAAAGAAGAUUGAGCUACUUCAUCAAACUUCGCAACAAGGAAAGUCCUUAGAGAAAAGUGACGAAACUGAACGAAUCAAGCGCCUGGUCUCUGAGAAUUCUUCCCUGAAAGAAAGAACUUCAGAAUUGCAAAAUCAACUGGAACGGCUGUUGGAAAAACUGAAAAAUGAGAAAGAAAAGGCUACCAGUUUUGAGACAGAAAUAUCCACCCGCAAGACUGAAAGUCUUCACAACAUUAAGGGCUUACAAGAUAGGCUCUUGCAUACUGGCCGAGAGCUUUCUAGCUCUCGUGGAGAACUGGACCUUGAUGCACUAAAGAGAAUCGAAAGAGAAAUUUUCACCAUUGGUCAGAUCAUCAGGACUCAAUUUGAAGGUAGCAGAGAGGAUUUGUCUUACUCAUCAGUGGCUAUGGACCCGGCCCGGAUCGCUCAACUGGAGGUGGAGAAAAAGGAGUUGGAGACUAAGCUUUUCCUGGCUAGGGAAGCUAUGAAUGAAUACGUUACACGUUUAAAUGAGAAGAUGCAGGACGUGGAAAGUAUGGCAGGAAUGUCAGGGGAAGUGAUUCAGGAAUUGCAUAUGAGGAAUGAUAACUUAGAAAAGAGUUUGCAAGACUUGGAAGAUGGACAGAAAACAUCACAUUUACAGAACGAGCAACUGCGUCAUCAGAGAUCAGCUCUUCAGAAUCUAAUCGGAGAUUUGUGCAGCCACGAUGAGCUACCUCCUAUGUCAUAUAACUCAUCACCAAGAUACUUCGAUUCCGAACACAGAAGCAGAAGCAACGAUAACAAGGAGUUUGGUGAUGCUUCAUACAGCGCAUCCUCAAACUAUCUCGACUCCACAUACAAAAGCAAAUAUGCCAGUGGACACGAUAAAGAGAGUUUGGAUAGUUCGUCAUAUAACCCGUCAUCAAAAUUCAUAGGUUUUAAGUACGAUGACAAAGAUGACGGAAUCCGCGAUAAUCGAUACAAAGAUUUCGACUCGAGGCUGGAAGAUAGAUACGUAACCAAAGGUUCUAAAGAGAUCUACGACGGUCAAAAGUCCAGCGGAAGAGCAAAAGGGGAAAACUACCGGUGUAUUUUUAAGGACUGUCCUAGCAAUUCAGGUUUUUGA